AUGUGUCGGUGCACUGUAUGCGGCGCAGAUGGUACCAGUGGCCAGGGCGUCCGUCAUCCUCCCAUUCCUCCAAGAGGCAGUCUCAUGUGCUAUUCCUGCCUGAAAGUGAACCACCUCGAAGCUCAAAUCGCCGACACCAAAGCCUUCCUUGACCAUCUAGAGACCCAUCUUGAACUCCUCAAGUCCAACCACACACACGAUUAUUUCAGCCGCCGAUUCCCUCCCGAAAUUACCUCGCACAUCUUCACGUUCGCCAUCUCAGGCGAAUCGUCUCUCCGCGACCGUUAUAUAAGACCCCUAACUCUCGGUGCUGUGUCCAGGAGGUGGCGCCAGAUCGCGUGGUCCACGCCGAGUUUGUGGACGUAUGUCCCGGUAGACCUCAACAAGUUCGAGGAGUCGUUUCAGCCAGCGAAAGAAUUUCUCCUGCAGUGGCUCGGACGGACGGGGCAGCUUCCUCUUUUUAUCCGCAUCUGCUAUGACGAGUGGGAGUCGGAUAUUUCGCGCCACGUCACGAACUUCACCAAUGUCGUCGAGAUCAUCAACGAGUACUCCUCGCGCUGGGAGUACUUGAACGUCGGCAUGCCAUUCUCGCUAUUCCCCCGGCUCCGUUCAGCGUGCGACGAAGCCCCAAUGUUGAAGUUUCUGACUAUAGAACCUCCCCUCAGUAAUAGCGAAGGUGGUGCAACUGGACACAAAGGAGAAGUGUUUGACAUCUGUACCGUACCGCCGCUUCCGCAAGACGUGACAGUUGAAGACUUCCCGUUCACUUCAAUCCGAAUCGAUUGGUCUAAUGUCACAACGUUAAGAUUUGAAGGCAUCUCCGUCGUCGAUUGCCUCUGUCUGUUCCAGCAGGCUCCUUCGUUAUCUGAAAGCUCUCUCUAUGUUAUCAACGAUGACGGCAUCCUCGAACUCGAUGACCAAAUCAUCCUUCCCUGUUUGACGAAAUUGAAGAUCCGUCCUGACGAUCUGGACGCAGCGAACGAUUUCUUCGACAGUAUCACGCUUCCCGUAUUGAAGAGCCUUGAGUAUUACGCCUCCGACUUGCGGGAAUGUUUCGCUUUGGCGGACCUCCUGACUCGCUCAUCUUGUCCUCUCACCUAUCUCUCUAUCAAUUGUCCGAUCGAAGGCACUGAAAGGGAUCAAGGCUUUGUUCGAAUUCUACGGGCGAUUCCAACUCUCGAAGACCUCCAUCUCGACAUUACGUCUCUUCCGAGCGACUUCUUCCACUCCCUUUCUGCGCCUCCUAGCGGCGAAAUCUCCGACCGGCCUAUCUUGCUCCCUAAGCUCACGCGUUUAUCAUACGACGGCAAGCUAUCGUUCAACUGGUUCUCGUUCAUCAAAUGUGUCGAGUCGAGGCGAUCCAUCAGAGGAAACGACGGACGGCCUUUACUUUCCUCGAUUGACUUGAGGUUUACGGCCAUCGCGAAGGACUCGAAAUCUCCACCGUACUAUAUUAACGAGCUCGCCACUGCCCAUAUUUGCCGUUUGGUAGAACGUGGCGCAAACAUCGAGGUUUCCAACGGUGCAAGCGAUAUGCUCCAGUACUCCAGAGAGUAUCACGAGAAAAUCAGGUUCGGAGAGUAA
This is a messenger RNA of Cyclocybe aegerita, 1584 nucleotides long. NCBI's taxonomy places the organism in Eukaryota, Fungi, Basidiomycota, Agaricomycetes, Agaricales, Hemipholiotaceae. The record is from the annotation of a GenBank genome assembly.